This is a messenger RNA of Sinocyclocheilus anshuiensis, 2212 nucleotides long. RefSeq names its product outer dynein arm docking complex subunit 4 (gene odad4). Bases 247 to 1713 code for a protein of 488 amino acids. Lineage: Eukaryota; Metazoa; Chordata; Actinopteri; Cypriniformes; Cyprinidae. The transcript is spliced from 12 exons. The record is from RefSeq and is a predicted model, not a curated record. Gene Ontology annotation, molecular function: protein binding. Gene Ontology annotation, cellular component: cytoplasm.
ACCAUUAUUUUAGAAUAUAUUUUAUAUUUUGGAAAUUAAAAGUAUAAAUUAGACCAAAGAAAUUAAGAUGGAAUGACGUAGUACGUAUUGGCAUGUCAAUCAAAGGUCUCUCACAGUUGAUUGGCUGCGCAGAGUUUUGUUAGGCGCGUCGCUAGGAUACAGCGGACAAGACUUUCCCGGACUACAAGUACAUUUAUUGAUAUGUAUUGAAUGGUUUUGAUGUAGUUUUGUAUAAAUACGCAUAAAAUGUCCGAUAACGAGGAAGGACAAGGGCCGAAGAGUACCUUUAGCACCUAUGUAGCUGAAGGUGACCAGCUGUUCCAGAGGGGAGAGUAUGUCAAAGCUAUUGAGAGCUUUUCCACGGCUUUAAGUUUACAGCCGGAUGAUAAGAACUGUCUGGUCGCUAGAUCCAGGUGUUAUUUGAAACUAGGGGAUGCAGAGAGCGCGCUGAAAGAUGCCGAGACCUCCCUCAAAGACAACAAAGACUUCUUCAAGGGUCUGUAUCAGAAAGCAGAAGCUCUCUACACUAUGGGCGAUUUUGAGUUUGCAUUGGUCUACUAUCACCGAGGCAAUAAGCUGCGUCCAGAGCUGCAGGAGUUCAGGCUGGGAAUCCAGAAAGCUCAAGAGGCAAUCGUCAACUCAGUGGGCAGUCCUUCCUCUGUGAAGCUGGAAAAUAAAGGAGACUUGUCUUUCUUCCACAAAUCUAAUGGGGUUCGUUCCAAGCAUUUGAAUCAUUCUCAUAAGAGGGAAUCCAAAAAGCAUGGCCAGAAGAUGGGCAGAAAUGAAAAAACAGCCAAGGAACUUCUGGGAGAGCUAUACAGUGACAGAGAAUACUUAGAGAAACUUCUACAAGAUGAGGAUCUUAUAAAAGGUAAGAUACGAACUGGAGAGCGUGUGCAAGAUCUGAUCGUAGGCUGUAUCUCAUAUCUGGACACGCGGACGGCAUUCUGGCAGCAGCAGAAGCCCAUCUACGCUCGUCAGCGAGACAGAAAACUCAUGCAGCAGCAGUGGAACCGACUUCUUCACAAGCCUCCCUCAGACCCCACUCGAUACGUCCUCGACAGUCUGGAGGAGAUUGACACAGCCUUGAGUUCUGGCAACACAGAUAGCGGUCUGAAGAAGGCCCGUGAGCUCAUGAAGGUGGUGAAGGAAUGGUCUGGAGAAGUGCUGCCCAAUAAGAGAGAAGUGCUUGGGAACCUCCACAGCUGCAUUGGCAAUGCACUGAUGGAUCUUGGGAAUAUGGACAAGGCUCUGCAUCAUCAUGAGAAGGAUCUGGAGAUGGCCAAGAAAGGCGACCUGAUGGACAGUAAAUCCAGGGCUCUGGACAACAUUGGCCGUGUGUACGCACGGAUCGGCAAGUUUCAACAAGCUAUAGAAGUAUGGGAGGAGAAGUUGCCUCUAGCAUGUGGUGGGUUAGAAAAAGCCUGGUUGUUCCAUGAGAUCGGCCGAUGUUACCUAGAGCUGAAACUCUACAGGGAAGCACGAGACUAUGGCUCCCGCUCGCUCAUGGCUGCAGAUGAAAUCAGCGAUGAAAAAUGGCAGCUCAAUGCCAGUGUGCUCAUGGCGCAGGCAGAAUUGAAGCUGGGUAACUACAAGGCCUGUGUGUCACACUUUGAGAGGGCACUGGACCGGGCAAAACUGUUGCAGGAUGACUCUGCCAGCGAAGCCAUCCAGAAGGCUCUUCGUGAAGCAAGACACAGAGUGACUCAGUAAAAUGAGAAACCCCUCUGAAUAAAAUGGCUGCAAUCAACUUCCAUCUACCUACAAGACAAGUCAGAACUAAUGCAUCCCUACUAGUGGAAUAAAGUUUGCCUGAGGAACUUUGUGCUGGAUUGCAGUCAGUGUUAUUGGUGAAGAAUUACUUUAUGACUGCCUUUUCUGUGCUUGUUUCCAUAUGGGUAAAAUGAUGUUUUGCAUAGUUUUACAUAAACUGUCACAGUUUCAGAGGUAUAACAAAUCGUGUUAUAUUUGUGAUGCAGUGUCCAAGUGAUGUUGCCCAGAUACUGUUAAUGUUUUCCAAUAGACCCACACAUGCUGUGACCUUCUGUUGACAUAGAGAAAUACUCUUUUAAUUCAUAAUCCAACCAUAAAGGUUUGAAUUGAAAAUCAUUAAAAUGAGUUUUGACCUCUAAUUUUACACUCCACCUAUUGAGUCGAAAUUGACUUUAUGUGCUCAACAAAACUGAACAGAAGUAUAAGCCCUGUCAGAAUG